Messenger RNA from Rhizophagus irregularis DAOM 181602=DAOM 197198, 540 nucleotides. RefSeq lists its product as uncharacterized. NCBI's taxonomy places the organism in Eukaryota, Fungi, Glomeromycota, Glomeromycetes, Glomerales, Glomeraceae. The record is from RefSeq and is a predicted model, not a curated record.
AUGGCUCAUCAACGUCAGAUUGACCAAAUGAGACAAGAUUCUGACAUACGGCAUAGGCAAAUAUUGGAUACAAUGGAACAAGCGAGAAAGGCUCAAGAGAGACGAGAAGAGGAUUUAAGAAGAGAACUUGAUUUAAUGCGACAAAAAGAAGAAAUGCGGCAAAAAAAGGAAAAAGAGCGUCGAAAAAAAGAAAAAGAAGAAAAAGAGCGUCUAGAAAACGAGCGCCAAGAAAGAGAGCGUCAAGAAAAUAGAAAAAUCUCCAUUGAGCUCAAAUUACCUCCACCUACAUUAAUGAUAUUUUCUUUAAAUAUUCCUCAUUUCAAAAUGGUUUCAAUUCGCAGAAAUGAAAAGGUUAAAGCGCUUGAAAAUUAUGUUGAUUUUGCACCUCUUGUUUCUUUCUAUAAGGAUGGUACUACACACAUGGGAAAAGAAAAUAAGAUUUCUACUUAUUUUACCGAUAACGAAAUGUCUUCUCAAGUCAAAAUUACUGCUCGUCUUUCGUCACCAAUACCUCUUAUACCUCCUUAUCUAUAUUCGUAA